Saccoglossus kowalevskii is the source of this 1897-nucleotide messenger RNA. Its product is annotated as kelch-like protein 28. The record is from RefSeq and is a predicted model, not a curated record. Gene Ontology annotation, molecular function: protein binding. Lineage: Eukaryota; Metazoa; Hemichordata; Enteropneusta; Harrimaniidae.
GAACAUUGUUUAUCAGCAGUUGCAGUGAUGACAGAAAUGAAUCUAGAUUUAAAAGACUUCCAGCUUCACUUUGCUGAGGAACUCAUCUGCGGUUUGAACUCACUGCAUGAAGAUAAGAUAUUAUGUGACAUCACGCUGAAAGUGGGCACCAAAGAAUUCAAGGCACACCGCGUUGUCUUAGCAGCUCUCAGUGAAUACUUUCGUGCUAUGUUUACUGUGCAGUUGAAGGAGAGUAAAGAAGAUGUGAUUGAGUUGAAGGAUAUCAGUAUAACUCCAGAGUCCUUCCAGUGUCUUUUAGAUUAUUGUUACUCAGCAGAGCUAGACUUGACCAUCGAGAAUGUGUUUGAAAUCCUGGCCGUAGCACACCAUCUUAGCAUUACCUCUGCCAUGGAAUGCUGCUGUGAUUUCAUCAAGCAGCAAUUUGAUGAGCAGAAUUUUCAUUUUGAUGACUUUGUAAAGAUCGCUGAAAUGGCUGAGACGUAUAGCCUGGUUGAUCUAAAGGAAGUUGCGGAUCACUACAUAGCAGAAAAUUUUGUUGAUGUUUCCAACUCUGACGACUUCUUGGAGUAUAUGUCUUCCAAACGACUGUGUGAGUUUCUGAACCGAAGAGACUUGGCUGUUCCUAGUGAGCUGCUUGUCUUGAAGGCUGUACAACGCUGGUUAAUGUACGAUAAGGAAAAGAGACUCAUGGAUGCAAAUGUGUUAUUACGUAGUGUACGACUGGGUUUUAUUAGUGCACAGAAUUUAGUCGAUCAGUUCAACGAGGAUAUCAAGAGUGUGUCUGAAUGUCACAAGUUAUUCAAUGGACUGAUGCAACAUCAUGCAGUAGGCAAACCAAUUUCUGGAGCAUUUCCAUUGAAAAACCCUGAAUUGUUUGCACCUAGGGGGUGUACCAAGUCCUUGAUAGCAAUUGGUGGAAGAACAUCAAUGAGCUGUGUUCGAUACUACGAUGUCAAUGCACAUGACUGGGUAUCACUUAAGAACUUUGCACAGCCUCCGUACAACACCUUCACCAAUCAUGGCAUCACUGUGGUACACCAUAACCUUUACAUUGCUGGAGGACAGUACUAUGGAUCAAAUAAGUGGCAAACGCGGAAUUACGUCUACAAAUAUGAUGCCUCGACCAAUAAAUGGCAGAGCUUAGCUGCCAUGAAAGUUGAGCGUAGUUAUUUUGGUUUAGUUAAUUUGGAUGGGUUCAUUUAUGCCAUAGGUGGGUUAGGUAAAGAUGGGCAGCCAACUGAUGUGGUUGAAAGGUACAACAUUGCAACAAACAAGUGGCAGAUAAUUUCAGCAUUGCAGUCACCUCGAUAUGAUAUGGCUAUUGCUGUGUUUGCUGGUAAGAUUGUCAUCAUAGGUGGGCAGAGCUCUAAAACCGACUCAACAGAAGUUCUAGAUGUUGAAGUAUUUGACCCGAAGCGUAAUCAGUGGGAAGUGAAGUCUAAACCAUUAACAUGCAGAAAUCAAGGUUCUACCAUAGUUGUGGAUGACACCCUGUAUGUGGCUGGUGGUUCACAAGAAAGUAGCAAUGACAGCGCCACUGGAAAAGUGGAACUAUGCAACCUUGUGGAAGAGUACAACAGCGAACACGACUCAUGGAGCACAGUGUCCCAGUCGUUAAUACCAAAAAAUGAAAUUGGUGCAUUUCGCAUAAACAGCCAUGUAUAUUUCAGUAUCUGCAAUCAUUGUUAUAAUAGUAAUGUUAUUAUACCACAAGAUGAAGUGUACGAUGUAGAUCUAGAUGACUGGAUUAAACUCAAACAGAAUACCAAUGGGGCUGCUGUUACCGAGUUUACAUUCAAUGUCACAAAGCUGAAAUAAAAUUGAAAUGUUCAUCAGAAUAAAAUGUAUACUAUAAGCUUUUGGUUUUUCACUCUUCCUGAGAUUCUUUUGUAAUUGU